ACACGCCAUUUUUACAAUAAGGAGACAAGAGUUGAGAUUUUCGACUGACGCUUUGAAUAAGUUUAGGGAGUGCAAGUACUAAAAAAAAGUCUUCUUUUUUUCAAGCAAAGAAUUAGCUUAGACGUAUUAAUCAUGGAUCGUGGUGGUUAUGGUGGAGGCGGCGGCGGUGGCGGUGGAGCCGGACAGUAUAAUAAUUUUGCUGUUCCUCCGCCAAAUUAUCAACAAAUGCCAAAUAAAACUGGUAACUAUAAUGAGCCCCCUCCAAAUUAUAGCAAGCCGGGUGGAGGUUAUGAUUCCGGCCAUCGUGGCGGCGGCGGCGGCGGUGGCGGAGGCGGUUCAUGGAACGAUAGAGGAGGCAAUUCUUAUGGAAAUGGAGGCGCCAGCAAGGACAACUACAACAAAGGAUACGGUGGCAGCAGCGGCGGCGGCGGCGGCGGUGGUAGUCUUGGAGGUGGUGGCGGCGGCGGCAGCGGUGGCAACGAUAUGAUCACACAAGAGGACACAAUUUUUGUUUCCGGCAUGGAUCCAUCCACAACCGAGCAGGACAUCGAGACUCACUUCGGGGCCAUUGGCAUCAUCAAGAAAGACAAGCGCACCAUGAAACCAAAGAUUUGGUUGUACAAGAAUAAGGACACCGGCGCUUCCAAGGGCGAGGCCACUGUCACAUACGAUGAUGUGAAUGCGGCUCAGUCGGCCAUUCAGUGGUUUGAUGGCAAUGAUUUUAACGGCAGCAACAUCAAAGUCUCAUUGGCUCAGCGCCAGAACAACUGGAACAAAGGCGGUGGAGGCGGUGGUCGUGGUGGUUUCGGUGGACGCAGUCGUGGCGGUGGCGGCGGUGGUGGAGGCGGUGGUGGUCGCUUUGAUCGCGGUGGCGGCGGCGGCGGCGGUGGAGAUUAUGACCGUGGCAGUGGCGGCGGCGGCGGCGGUGGUCGCGGUGGCGGUGGUGGUCGCUUUGGUGGCGGCGGCGGUGGCGGUGGUGCUGGCGCCGGCGGUGGCAACGUGCAACCCCGUGAUGGUGACUGGAAAUGCAGCAGCUGCAACAACACCAACUUUGCUUGGCGCAACGAGUGCAAUCGCUGCAAGACACCGAAAGGUGAUGAUGAUGGCAACGCCGGCAGCAGUGGCUUUGGCGGAGGUGGAGGCGGCGGCGGCGGCGGCUAUGGCGGCAUGAAUGACCGCAACAACGAUCGCGGCUCGGGCGGCGGUGGUGGCUACCAAAAUAGAGAUCGUGGCGGUGGUGGUGGAUAUUCACGAUAUGGCAAUGAUAACGGUGGCGGCGGCGGUGGCGGCGGACGUGGUCGCGGCGGAGGCGGCGGUGGCCGGCGUGAUGGUGGCGGCGCUAUGCGCAACGACAGCGGCAUGCGUUCCAGACCGUAUUAAACGGUGGCAUGCAAAGGAAAACGCAAACUAUUUUUUCUAACUUACGUAUUAAUUACAUAGCAAGUACUCUCUUUAAAAACGUAAUAGAUACAUACAAAUAAAAAAUCAAUAAAAUAUUUA
Drosophila grimshawi is the source of this 1500-nucleotide messenger RNA. RefSeq names its product RNA-binding protein cabeza (gene caz). Gene Ontology annotation, biological process: regulation of DNA-templated transcription. The transcript is spliced from 7 exons. NCBI's taxonomy places the organism in Eukaryota, Metazoa, Arthropoda, Insecta, Diptera, Drosophilidae. Gene Ontology annotation, cellular component: nucleus. The record is from RefSeq and is a predicted model, not a curated record. Gene Ontology annotation, molecular function: transcription coregulator activity; RNA binding. The coding region runs from base 133 to 1380 and encodes 415 amino acids.